Molecule: messenger RNA, 2312 nt
Organism: Meloidogyne enterolobii
Lineage: Eukaryota; Metazoa; Nematoda; Chromadorea; Rhabditida; Meloidogynidae
Source: the annotation of a GenBank genome assembly
AAAAUGGCUGCUUCAAUAUCUCAUUUAACAGCUAGUGCUGGAGCUGAACGUAAAGGCAAAGGAUUGAAGAAACCGGACAAUGAACCUUUGCAGCGUUUCGGGGAGGCAAAGAAAAUGAUGUCUGAUAUUUACAAUGAUAUAGGGAGCUGUAUGGGGGAGAUGUCUAAUUUUUAUUCGAAACUCGAUGUUGAUAACAAAAAAUUUGUGCCUCCCCGUCAACUUUCUGAAGUUCAGCGUUAUUUAGAUUCUAUUAAAACAAUAAAAGAAAUGGUUGGACGUGACAAAAUGAAAGUUGUCUUCUUUGGAAGAACCAGUAAUGGAAAAAGCAGCGUUAUUAACGCCAUGUUGUCUUCAAAAAUACUUCCUCAAGGAAUGGGACAUACAACUUGCUGUUUUUUACAAAUUGAAGGUGGUCAGGAAAAUGAAAAAUAUUUUGUUAUUGAAAAUGCGGAGGAGCAGAAAAUUCCUAUUGGAGAUUUGCAUAAGGUUGGACAUGCAUUAGGAAAUACUGGAAAUACUUCCCUUGGAACUGAUUCUUUAAUUCGUAUUAUCUACCCAAAAUCUGCUUCAAAACUUCUCCAAAAUGAUUUGGCUAUUGUUGACAGUCCUGGAGUCGAUUUAAGUCCAGAAUUUGAUGGAUGGAUUGAUAAACAUUGUUUGGAUGCUGAUGUUUUUGUUUUGGUUUGCAAUUCUGAGGCUACAUUAACACAAGCGGAAAAGAAUUUUUUUAUUCGUGUCAGUGAAAAACUCUCAAAACCAAAUAUUUUCAUUCUUUGUAAUCGUUGGGAUGCGAGUGCUUCUGAAUCUGAUGAAAUUCGUUUUCAAAUUCGCGGCCAACAUGAAAGCCGUUUCAAGCAUUUUCUCUCUUCUGAACUCCAAGUUUGUACGCCUCAAGAAGCUGAUAAACGUUUCUUUUUUAUUUCUGCUUUGGAAAUGUUGGACCAGCGUUUGUUUGAUCGUGGUGAAUUAAACAGAAAUCCUCACCUGUUGGAAGGUCAUAAACAACGAGCUCGCGAAUUCAGCCAAUUCGAAGAUCAAUUUGAAAAAUGUAUUUCACAAUCUGCAAUUCAUACAAAGUUUGACGCUCACAGUAGGCGAGCACGUGAAAUUGUUUUUGCUAUGCUAGAUAAUUUGGAAGCAACUAUGGGCGCUGCUGUCCGUGAAAAGCAACGUCUAGCUCUUGAUUUUCAACUUAAAUCAAAAGAACAUGAAGAAAGUGCCAAAAAGUUUAAGAGUUUUGAGAGAACAUUCACUGAAGAACAAUCUAAAAUGCGUUCUGAAGUUCAUAUGAAAGUUUCCUCCGAUUUUGAGGAAGAAGUUGCACGUUUAGAAGCGAUUGUAGAUCAUUUUAAGCAUCCAUUUGUAGAUGAUCCAGUGUCUAUUCAGGAAUAUAAACGGGAGUUGGCCAUUUAUGUAAACGAUGUUCUUACUGAGGAAUUACAAAAUCAAUGUACUGGAGCUUUAAUUACGCGAAUAUGGACGUUGGAGAAUUCUAUGCUAACUUGUAUUCGUCAAAUUGUUGAUGAAUCCCACGCUUUGGAACUUGAGAAAAUUUGGCUUUACAAACUACCCUUUAAAUUUGUAAUAUCAGUAGAAUGUCCAAAAAUGGUUGCAGACUUCCACGAAGAUUUGGAAUUUCGUUUUUCAUUGGGAAUUGAAAGUAUUGCACGAAAAAUUCUUUCAAUAACUCGUGGACAGCCGAUAACUGCAAUUGACAGGAAUUUUCUUCAACUUGGUUCUCCUCGUUCAAGUUCUGGAAUUGGAGCGGGAACCAGUAGUCAACAUCAACCAAAUAAACAAGAAGUUGAUAUGUUUUUGGCAAAUUUAUUAGUUCAAUCGGCAACUUAUUUGGUUAAUGGUUCUGUUGUUGUAACAAUUGCUGGACUUGUAGUUUAUAAAAAUGUUGAUUGGCGUUGGAUUCUUUCUGGAGUUGGUGCCGUUGCCGGUUUUUAUUGUUUUGAACGACUUCGAUGGGAUAAUGGGGCUAAAGAGGAACGUCUUAAAAGUCAAUUUAGACAGCAUUUAGAACAACGUCUUCGUCAAGUUGAGAGUAUUCACACCGGUCAAUGUGAACAACAAGUUAUACAAGAAUUGAAUGGAGUUUGUGGAGGGCUUAGAAAAGUUUUUAGUGGAUUUUAUGAUGAAAUGAAAGAUUUAAUUGAACAAACAAAAAAUAAAAUGGAUAAUGUAGAGAAAAUGCUGGGAUCGAUAAAUACAAUAAAGAAUAAAAUCACCUUUAUGACGUCUACUUUAGAUAGCUUUAAUGAACGUUUUUUGACUUCUACUACAGACUCUCCUUGAAAAGAAUUAUA